Messenger RNA from Triticum aestivum (bread wheat), 1555 nucleotides. RefSeq lists its product as uncharacterized. The coding region runs from base 79 to 1164 and encodes 361 amino acids. The transcript has 13 exons. The record is from RefSeq and is a predicted model, not a curated record. Gene Ontology annotation, molecular function: protein binding. Lineage: Eukaryota; Viridiplantae; Streptophyta; Magnoliopsida; Poales; Poaceae.
CAGCAAGCGGAGCAAAGGCUCGCGUAUCUCGCCUGCGGAAAGAGAGGGGCGAUAGAGAGACACGCGCGGCCGCCGGCGAUGCUGUCGGCGCGGAGCCUGCGGAAGGCGUCCAUCCCGCCGUCCCUUCUCUCCGACCCCUCGCCCGGCUGCCUCCAGCCCACGCGCCUCGCCGUCCACGUCAAUGGCGACGGCGGCUCCUGCUCCGCCUACUUCGCCUCCGGUUGCCGCGUCUACAAGCUCGAGAUAUCCAUGGAAGAGGAGAUGCUGUCCAGAGGAAAAGAGAGCCUGUUGAUUCCUAUCAAUGCACAGGUCAUAAGCUCGUCGGUUGUGGACCGCUGCCCGCAUCGUUCGGAGAUUCAGAGUGUAGUUCUGGCUGAGGGUGAAGGUGAUAGCUGCUUGAUUUUGGGAACCGUCGACUCUUAUGGUCACCUCAUUGUAUCCCGUUUGGACACUGUGGCUGAGGACAUCGACAGGGCAUCCUAUUCAGUACCACCUCACGAUAGUGGUGUCGGAGAAGGAAGUUGGGCUGGGUUGUGUUUUAGUCCAACACACCAUUCCACGGUAGCUGUUGCUCGUGAAUUGUGUAAGAGCAUUGAUAUCUAUGAUCAAGAUAUUCAUAUUCGGAGUUUACGUACGUUAUGGUACCCAUCUUCAGUAAGGUUUCCUCAAUGCUUUCCUCAAGGGAGUGAAUGUAGCUCGAUAUUGGCAAUUACUGAAGGUCCUCAGCUGAGCAUCUGGGACUUCAGAAUGCAUAACAACGGUGGAUGUGUACAACGCGUUUCUGGUCCUACUGGAGGCAUACUAUACUCAGUCUGUACCUCUCCUUCAGGACUGAUUGCUGUCGGUGGAACUGAUCGUGCUGUAACAAUCUAUGAUCCUCGCAGGUGGUCGGCCUUAUCAAGAUGGGUGGGCUGCUCCAAGUAUGAGAUAACUGGUCUUUCGUUUUCGUCAGUGGACCAAUCCUUCAUAUACGUCCAAGGUGUUGAUUAUGAGAUUACCUGUGGACGCUGGAGAGAAAGUGAGCGUGCAUUCUCAUUCCGAGGUGAUUCGAACUGGCUGGGCUUUUCAAAGUGUGCGAACACAGAUGUGGUUGCUGGGUGGUGCGAGUCUGGAAGUAUCUUCGUUGCUGAUGUUAGGCAGGAUCUCUCGGUAAUUGGGGUUUAAGGCGGCGAGAGUGCACGAGCAUCCUUUUUCUUUUUUGCGAAUGAAACUUAGUAUUACUCAACCCCACGGGUACAAUCAGCGAGACACAGGUUCUCGACGUUCUCCGGGCCAGAACAAAGCCAAACUGCAGUACGAUUGCUACGCCUAGCAUAACUAGCUAAGAAGUGACUAAUAUAGUUCUGGUCUCGCUUUACAAGAGUAAUACAAGUGUGACGUGUGCUCAACAGAGCUUUGAUCUCCUCCACUAUAGUCAUGUGUCUAGAAAGAUCUUGUUUCCUCUUCUUAACAUAUUCUCCCCCAUUCUUGGGGCAGAAGUUUCUUGUUGGUUCUUGUAUCAUCACUCAUCAGAGUUAUGUUAAUAAGCUUUGCUGGCUUACAGUACAAUGCUAAA